AUGUUCGCAAUUGUAUUUAUAUCAUUUCUUAGUUUAUUUUAUUUAUUAUUUGUAUCAAAACUUUCGUCCUGUUCAAGUUUAUUAAACACUGCUCAACUGCUUUUUAAAAUGACAUUAAUCAAAUGUGAUGCAUCAGAAAUGACUGAAGCUAAUGCUUUUCUUGGUCCAUUUUGUUUUACUUUAUUUAUAUUUCUAGUUGUUUUUGUUUGUUUAAGUCUGAAAAAAUUAAAUCAAACAGAAAUUCAAGAAGAACGAGAUUGUCGAAUGCGCUCACAAUAUUUUGAUCCAAUUCAAAAUUUUCCUGAUAGAAUUGAUCAAUUAUUAGAAGCAUUUGAUAGAAUUUAUGUCGAUCAACAAGCAGAAUUAUUAAGAUUGAAAAAAGCUGGAGUUUAG
This is a messenger RNA of Adineta steineri, 393 nucleotides long. Lineage: Eukaryota; Metazoa; Rotifera; Eurotatoria; Adinetida; Adinetidae. The record is from the annotation of a GenBank genome assembly.